Messenger RNA from Sycon ciliatum, 1762 nucleotides. RefSeq lists its product as uncharacterized. Bases 156 to 515 code for a protein of 119 amino acids. The transcript is spliced from 3 exons. The record is from RefSeq and is a predicted model, not a curated record. NCBI's taxonomy places the organism in Eukaryota, Metazoa, Porifera, Calcarea, Leucosolenida, Sycettidae.
AUAACAGCCGAAGAUUGUGAAUGGUACAGAGAACAUUUUCCUGACGUCGGUGUGUACUUGGUUUCACAGAUGUGAACAGCAACUCAUCACGAUCAGGGAUCGUCACUCUUCGAUCUUCCAGUUCUCUUUGUUCUCGCUCUGCCUGGGUCGCCUUUAUGGUGGUGGAGGAGAAUAACGGAGCUAAACAGAUCAACCUUCUAAAUGAACGUAACAGCCAGCUCGAGGCGAUGUAUUUUGAGGCUAGACCAGCAACUCCCGACACAGCGGUUAAUGUUCAGCCAGGAAUACGCAGCGGCCAAAGCAAGUCAGUAACUGAGCCGGCUGAGGGAACUAAGUAUUUGGCGAAUUUAGAGCUGCAGACGUCGGUUGCACUGAAGCUCCGCAUCAUAGAGUUGAAGCGGAAGUGCCACCGACCCUGGCAACCUGUGCCAAUGCCUCGCAAUCAAAAAAGUAUGCCGACAGGCAUGGUGGCGGCAACGGCUGCGGAAGUGGCGACAAUGAUGACUACGCCAUAACCUCUGCCGACGAUUGCUGUCUAGUGUCGUACAUGCUGUGAACGGCUGACCUCUUUCCCCUCAUUCAUUGUUCCGCUCAACUUUCCCUACCGCCCCCCCCCCCCCCCCCUGCUGAUUAGUCGUUGAUCAGCUGUUUCCCCUUUGCCGUUCAACAUUUCUCUGUCACCUUUUCCCCCCGCUUGCCUUUCCCUCCUUUGGUGGAUUGAAUCUACUCACUUGCUGAUUAAUCUGCUCUUGCUUUUGAUGUCUGAGACUCACUCUCUUUACCUGUCCCUCUCUCUCUCUCCGUCUCUCUUUCUCUCUCUCUCCCUCUCUCUCUCUCUCUCUCUCUCUCUCUCUCUCUCUCUCUCUCUCUCUCUCUCUCUCUCUCUCUCUCUCUCUCUCUCUCUCUCUCUCUCUCUCUCUCUCUCUCUCUCUCUCUCUCUCUCUCUCUCUCUCUCUCUCUCUCUCUCUCUCUCUCUCUCUCUCUCUCUCUCUCUCUCUCUCUCUCUCUCUCUCUCUCUCUCUCUCUAUCUAUCUAUCUCUCUCUCCCUCUCUCUCGCGCGCUCUCUCUCUCUCUCUCUCUCUCUCUCUCUCUCCAUGAUGAUGAUGAUGAUGAUGAUGAUGAUGAUCAUCAUCAUCAUCUGCGUUGCCGAAAAAAUAAUAAUAGUAAAAUUAAAAAAAAAUAAUAAUAAACGGCAUUAUGCAGCUGUGUAAGCAGCAUAACAUAACAUACAUAUUUAAAUGUACAAUGCUAUAAUCGGUGGUCCUUUGGCGGGUGGAUAUCCGCACAAAUGGUGUUCACACAUACCCUCUAUCCUGAUGACAGUGAUGAAGCUAACAGGCAGUGGUGUGUGGUCUCUAAGCGUUCAGAGUGUUCUCUUUCCUAUCCCCACUGGAAAUCGCGCGUGUGUGUGUGUGUGCGUGUGCGGGCGCCUCAUGUGCAAUCGUCCCUGGCCGGCUGUUCCAAAGCCUAGAGUGUUCAUUGGCGGCUGUGGCAGGGACUUCCGUCGGCCCAACGAUCUAACUCGCCACAGGAAAUACUGCAACUCCUGAUGCUAUCAUUGCACGGAGCAAUGGGCAUCCAAAGGUCCAAAGGUGUGAGCGUUAGUGUGAGUGUUACUAUUUCGAGUGCCUGUGCCUCAAGGACGGUAUACUUUAUUGCGUUGCAGGUUCAUUCCACCUAGUGAUUUCAUGUUUAUUACAGGUCCAUCUCUCUGGUUUUCCCUCUAUCCUUUAUGAUGGAUACUGGCCGACAAUUUGAUUGA